AGCAUGCGGCUGCUCUCGCGAGCCGUCCGCGCGGCGCAGUGCUGCCGGGCCGCCGCGCCGCCCUCUCGCAGCCUCCGAGCGGCGCCGGUCGGGGGCAGCGCGGCGGGGACGCGCCCGUGCCAGCCCCGCCGCGGGCUGAGCGCCCGGCCCGGCUUGGACGAGCUGUUCGCCGCCCCGUCGCUACGCCGCCUGCUGGAGGCGCGGGUGCGGGGCGGGGACGGGGCGGGGCCGGAGCUGGCGGCGCGCAUCCAGCGGCUGCGCCAGAAGGAACAGGAGCUGCGUGAGACGCGGGAGCUGGCGCGGCAAGAUGAGAGUGAAGAUUUACAGAAGCUUGCAGAAGGGGAAAUUGCCUCCUGUGAAGAAGAGAUAGCUGAACUGAAGCACCAGAUAGUAUUGCUUUUGGUUCCUUCAGAAGAAACAGACAAGAGUGAUCUUGUCAUGGAAGUAACUGCUGGAGUUGGAGGGCAGGAAGCCAUGCUGUUCACCUCGGAGAUAUUUGAUAUGUAUCAACGAUAUGCUGCCUACAAAAAGUGGAAAUUUGAAAUAUUAGACUACUUUCCCAGUGAAAUAGGUGGCCUAAGACGUGCAAUUGCCAGUAUAGCUGGUCUUGAGGCUUACAAGUACAUGAAAUUUGAAGGAGGAGUGCAUCGUGUUCAGCGGGUGCCAAAGACAGAAAAACAAGGGCGCAUUCACACCAGCACAAUGACUGUUGCAAUAUUACCCCAACCUGAUGAGAUGAGGCUGCAAAUUAAUCCAAAAGAUCUACGGAUAGAAACAAAGAGAGCUAGUGGAGCUGGAGGCCAACAUGUCAAUACCACAGACAGUGCUGUACGGAUAGUUCAUAUUCCAACAGGGAUUGUGUCUGAAUGUCAGCAAGAAAGAUCUCAAAUUAGAAACAAAGAGAAGGCUAUGCAAAUGCUGUGUGCUAAACUGUACAACGCCAAACUGGAAGAAGAAACCAAAAAGAGAAACAAUGUUCGAAAAAUUCAAAUUGGGACUAAAGGAAGAUCAGAGAAGAUCAGAACAUACAACUUUCCACAGGAUCGGAUUACUGACCACAGGAUAAGCAGAUCAGUGCACCAUAUUGAGUCUUUCAUGCUAGGGGAAGAACUGCUAGAUGAAAUGAUACAAACUCUGAAAGAAUACGCUGAUUAUGAAUCUUUAAUGGAAAUUAUUUCAGAAAAUGAAAAAAAGAACCUAUCCUGAAUGUUGUUCUUUGUCAGCCCAUUACAACAGAUGUAGACAUUUGUCUGUAACGGAGCAUCUUGGAGCAUCACGCAGAAAAUGCAACUGCUUUUUAGUUCGUGAAAGACAGUACAACUUGUUUCCUCAUGACUGAUAAACAGUUUUCAUACUUUCUGAGUAAAAGACUUUAUUACCUUCAUGUAAGACAUUAUUGCUGCAGCAGUCUACUUGGAAAGUGAACUUGACUGGGCCAGAAGCAACUGCAGUUUUCAACUUUCUCCUCUGAGAAGAUACUGAUUCAGUACUCUCGAAAGGUGUGCAUUAAAAAAUUAUGUCUUUCUAGUUUUUGUUUAAACGUCAAUACAGUGUCAAAUAACUUAUUUGAAAGAACAAAAAAAUCCUAUUUUUUUGAGUGGUUCAAAGAAAAGGACAAAUAAAUGAUCCUGCUGCUUACCUACAUGUUUGUUGAUCACUUAUACAUGGUAUGGGAGAGGGAGUCAAGGUGUAUGUCCUCUGUGUUUUCAUGCCUUUCUGGCCCUUAUUAAUAAAUACAACAAAUUGUUUAGGAAUAUCCCUUGUUCCAAAAGAAGAUAAAAGCUGUGGAAGCCAAGUGACAAUUCAUAUAAAUUACUUUUGAAAAGGAUAUUUCUGUUCUUUAGCCGAAAGUUAAAAGAACCAUUAGAGUAUUGUUUGGCUGAUAUUUCAGUCUCCAUUUGGCUUCAUUUCAGUUUCUCCUGUAUGUUUUUAAUUGACUGUCCAGUUUAUUGGUUUUCUAAACAUUACAUGGUAUGUGCAGCAUCUUACUGGUUUCAUCUGUUUAACAGCGUCUUAAAACAUUUGAUCUGUAAAAGUAAAGUAAUUUUUUGUCUUUCUAAUCUGCUGAUACAUGUGCACAUGUUUAUAAGUGGGUAAAGAAGACUUUUGGCCUUUAUUUUAGACUACAGUUUACAAUCCCAAAUACAUAUAGCAACAGAAAACCUACAGUUUCCCUGCUACAUUAUGCUGUCAUGCAUUGCACCUAUGCAUGUGUGUAUAUA
Molecule: messenger RNA, 2222 nt
Organism: Colius striatus (speckled mousebird)
Lineage: Eukaryota; Metazoa; Chordata; Aves; Coliiformes; Coliidae
Gene: MTRF1L
Product: mitochondrial translation release factor 1 like
Exons: 7
Coding region: 4-1206 (400 amino acids)
Biological process (GO): translational termination
Molecular function (GO): translation release factor activity
Source: RefSeq, a predicted model, not a curated record